This is a messenger RNA of Rotaria socialis, 279 nucleotides long. The record is from the annotation of a GenBank genome assembly. Lineage: Eukaryota; Metazoa; Rotifera; Eurotatoria; Philodinida; Philodinidae.
AUGCAGACAAAAUAUGAAAAAUCAAACGAAUUAUUAAACAAAUGGUCAUCAAAUAUUUAUAAUUUAAAUUCUAUUGAACAAUUAGUUCGCUCACAAGCUAAUGAUGAAAAAUAUUUUCUACUUGAAUGUUCAGUAGCUAUAGUGGAAGAACAAGGAAAUGUAAUGAAAAGAUCGAAUAUUUAUCUAGAAAUGAACGAUCCACAAAUAUUUCAAUUAAUUAAUCGUAAACAACUUUAUCGAGAUAUUUUGCCUAAUAUUGAAAAGCUUCGAUUAAUUUGA